Molecule: messenger RNA, 1443 nt
Organism: Trichoderma gamsii
Lineage: Eukaryota; Fungi; Ascomycota; Sordariomycetes; Hypocreales; Hypocreaceae
Exons: 3
Coding region: 1-1443 (480 amino acids)
Biological process (GO): pyrimidine nucleotide-sugar transmembrane transport
Cellular component (GO): Golgi membrane
Molecular function (GO): UDP-galactose transmembrane transporter activity
Source: RefSeq, a predicted model, not a curated record
AUGGCGGUGCUCGACAGCGGAGGCUCGGCCAUCCGGGCUGGGAGCUCUGGAAAGCCCAUUUCGCUGAUUCUGGUGCGUGAGAACUGCUCAAUUCCUCUCGUAUCUCUUCUUGCUAACGGAGUCUCGCAGCUCACGGUCCAAAACUCGGCUUUCAUCCUCAUCAUGCACUACAGCCGCAUCAUGCCUCCCGUCGGCGACCAUCGAUACUUUCCCUCGACCGCCGUCUUCCUCCACGAAGUUAUCAAGCUGGCCGUUUCCCUGACGCUGUGCCUGUACGAGGCGUCCAAGACGCUGGCGCCCAGCACGCCUGCGACGGUGCUCUUUGAGCAGAUCUACAAUGCCAUGUUUUCGAUCGAUGGGUGGAAGCUGAUUAUACCCGGGGUGUUUUACACGCUGCAGAAUAUCCUGCAGUAUGUGGCUAUCGAGAACCUGGAUGCCGUGCAUUUCCAGGUCUUGUAUCAGCUAAAGAUCCUCACCACUGCGCUUUUCAGCGUCUACCUCCUAAGUCGGCCACUCGGCUUCAAGCGCUGGCUCGCUCUCAUUGUUCUCACUCUCGGCGUCUCAGUCGUCUCUCUUCCCGGCUCAUCCACUACCACCAAUGUGCCCAGCGCCGAUUCGCUUCUCCUCCACGGCAUGCCCGACCACUUCUUCCCUCGAUCUCGCCACGAGCUCGGCCACGCCAUUCCCGACGACGCGCCGGCGCAUCUCACGCGCCGUUCUGCCACCUAUGAAGGCAUUGACUACGAUCUUCACUCUCUCGAACCCCCCAUGAAUUACUCCGUCGGUGUGACUGCAGUGCUCAUCGCCGCGGCAGUCUCCGGUCUUACUGGAGUCUACUUUGAGAAGAUACUCAAGGAAAACUCCUCCCAGGCUAGUGUGUGGAUACGAAACCUGCAGCUGAGUUUUUACUCCAUGAUUGCUGCUCUUUUUGGUGGCGUCAUGUGGCAGGAUGGAGCUGGUAUCCGCGAGCAUGGCUUUUUUGAAGGCUACAACACUAUUGUGUGGGCGACAGUCAUUUUGCAGGCGGCAGGCGGCUUAUUGGCCAGCUUGGUGAUUAGGGAUGCGGAUAAUAUCGUCAAAAACUUUGCUACGAGCAUCAGCAUCAUAUUGAGCUUUCUCGUCAGUGUAUGGGUUUUUGAGUUUGAAGUCACUUUUACCUUUCUUCUAGGAACGAUGCUGGUGCUACUCGCAACAUACAUGUAUAGUAUAACGGAAGAAAGCCCCUCUCGCGCUCGACCACCGGCCAUUCGAGUAGCCACAUUCGAAAAGCCUGCUAUCGAAAGUCUUCUUACGCCUAUAGGCACCCCUCGCUUAGGGCCCUCAAAACAUCUUGGCGCCAUCGAUCCAUUUGAUGCCAAGGGCGUGGCUUCGACGUCUAGUCGUCCCAGCAGUCCGAUGUUUGCUCGCCCAGGAAGCCGUCUGGCUCCGCAGAAGGAGCUAUGA